This is a messenger RNA of Owenia fusiformis, 513 nucleotides long. NCBI's taxonomy places the organism in Eukaryota, Metazoa, Annelida, Polychaeta, Sabellida, Oweniidae. The record is from the annotation of a GenBank genome assembly.
AACAGUUGCAGAAAAUGCAGGAUAUGAUCUGUAUUGCAGCUUAGGUAAACAAAUCUCUUUGCACCUUGGAUGUUAUAAAGAUACUACCGAGAGAGAUUUGCCUCAUUUUGCAGGAUCAAUUUCUACGUUGACUCCACAAAUAUGUAUCGAAACAUGCCGAGACCUUAACGAAGGCUACCGAUAUGCUGGAGUCCAGAAUGGAGGCCAAUGUUUCUGUGGUACAAGUUAUGGAAAAAAUGGGAGUUCUUCAGGAUGUAAUAGCCAAUGUCAAGGUGACAGCACACAGAUAUGCGGAGGUGUUUGGGCAAACGACAUAUAUGUCAUCUAAAAUAAUCGACAAUCAUGAACAAAGAACAGGAUAUACCAAUACACGCCAAGGUGACAGAACACGGAAAUACAGAUGCUUAUGGGCAAAUAACAUAUGUCAUCUUAAUAACAGUCGAUCUUAGAUUAAGGACAUUGGUACUAAAUUAUGACUUCAAAUAAUCUUUGGACUUCAAUUUCUUCGUAUAU